Molecule: messenger RNA, 1695 nt
Organism: Homarus americanus (American lobster)
Lineage: Eukaryota; Metazoa; Arthropoda; Malacostraca; Decapoda; Nephropidae
Exons: 3
Coding region: 7-1644 (545 amino acids)
Source: RefSeq, a predicted model, not a curated record
CUCAAGAUGUCUUCUGUGUGUCAGUGUCCCCAGUCAGAAUGGCAAAUCAUUCAAAGCGUUUAUCAAAAUAACGCCGCUGCCAUUGACAUUUUUAUGGCCCACGGUAUUCUGCCUACUUCCCAUAAGUGUUCCAAGUGUUUUGCAGACUGCAGUUACCGUCAAGAUAAACACGCUUGGUAUUGCACGAAAAAGCGCAGUGUUAACAAGGGAAAGAAACUCAUUAAUUGUGGCUAUUCAGUUUCUGCGUAUAAGGACACUUGGAUGGGCAAGUUACACAUAGCACCGUGGAAAAAUUUGUUAUUUUGUAAUGCAUUUAUCAGGAAACACUUUUCUCAGCGCUACAUUGACGAAAACUUGAAUGUAUCGUUCGAAAAUGUCGUGAACUGGAAAAAACACUGUUCUAAGGUUUGUGAACAUUGGUUGAGUAACCAGCAGGAACCCAUAGGAGGGCUUGAUGUUGUAGUGGAAGUGGGUGAAAUCAAAGUAGGAAAAUCCAAAAGCAAUCCUGACAGUGAAGAGACUGGAGCGUGGGUGUUGGGGGGUGUAGAAGCCGUCUCCAAACGGAAAUUCAUCAUACCAGUAGCUGACCAUAGUGCUGAAGCUCUCAUACAGCAAAUUUUGCACUUUGUAAAGUUGGGUAGUGUUAUUCAUACCGACAUUGGGGAGGCUUACAGCACCCUUAAUGAUAUUGGUUACAUCCACAGAACUGUCGACCACAGUCGGAACUUUGUCGAGCCUUAUACAGGCGUCCAUACACAAAAUUUAGUAUGCAUGUGGAAGGAUAUCAGAAAUUGUGUGCUUCGUGCCGGCAAUAUAAAGGAAAAUUACAGCCAAUAUUUUGCUCGGUACAUGUUCCAAGCGCAACACAAGGAUCACAAGACCAUACUGCACCACUUCCUCCUACAAGUGGCUUCUCUUUAUCCUCCUCCAGCUGAUAAUAUAGGUAAUCCUUCAGCUCCUUUUGACAACAAGAAUGUAAACCCAACUCGACACCUUGAAUACUCUGAUAAUACCGCUACUUCAGUGAACCCACAGUGCAAGAGGAGCUUGAAUGGUGAAAAUGGUGCUGUCAGCGGGAACCAAUCAAUACCCGGAGAUGAAGAAGCUAUACCUAUCCAAAAGAGACUUCGUUCACACAGAAUUGUUAAGCCUCACAAUGUUUCAUCUGAGGCUUCAGUGUCUAAUGUGUCUGUGGAACAUGACCGAGAUGCUGAUGUUACUGUGGAAAAGAGGAUGUUCCACUGUGAUAUAUGUGAAGGAAUUUACUCCUCUGCUCAGCAAUUGAAGACACACAUGAAGUUUUUUCAUUCAUAUGAGAAGCCACAUCAGCUGGUGUUUCCAGUACAUAAACAGCUUGAAGGAAAUGCAAAGGAGAUAAAUGACACAUCAUGUUUAGUGAGGAAUGAAGCAAUUUAUUUGAAGGAAGAAUGUAUUGACCCAGUGCACGUUAAGGAAGAGUUUCCUGAGCCAGUGUUUGUAAAGGAAGAGUUUCCUGAGCCAGUGUGUGAGACAGAAGAGUGUACUGAGCCAGUGUGUGUAAAGGAAGAGUUUCUUGAACCAAGAUAUGUGAAUGAGGAGCUUAUUGAAACAAUUUAUGUGAAAGAGGAGUGUAUUGAUCCAACAUAUGGAGGAGGAGUUUACUGAACCAUUGUAUGUGAAGGAGGAAUGUACAGUAUUAAACCAGACUGUAACUGA